GAAUGUUAGCUCUUCAGAGAAAUCCGUGGUUCAGGUAGGCGAAUAUUCCCUCUUGCAAUUAGGGUUAGGGUUUGUAUUUCAGACCCAACACAUAUAUAAAUCCCAUUUUAGUGCCCAGUCUCUCUCACUAAAGCCUGAGACCAAGAGAGCUUGAAAUUAUAUACAGGAGUCAUGGAACAGACAUUCAUCAUGAUCAAGCCUGAUGGCGUCCAGAGAAACCUGGUUGGCGAGAUUAUUGGCAGAUUUGAGAAGAAAGGUUUUACUUUGAAAGGCUUGAAGCUCAUGAGUGUGGAUCAAUCUUUUGCCGAGAAGCACUAUGCAGACUUGUCCGCAAAACCCUUCUUCAAUAAGCUGGUUGAGUACAUUGUAUCUGGUCCAGUUGUUGCAAUGGUUUGGGAGGGUAAGAACGUUGUUACCACAGGUCGGAAGAUCAUUGGAGCCACAAACCCCGCUGAUUCUGCUCCUGGCACCAUUCGUGGUGAUUUCGCCAUUGACAUUGGCCGGAAUGUCAUUCAUGGGAGUGAUGCAGUUGAGAGUGCAAGGAAGGAGAUUGCACUCUGGUUCCCAGAAGGCGUUGCGAACUGGCAGAGCAGCCUUCACCCCUGGAUCUAUGAAUAACUUUUCUCGGGUCGUGACCGUGGCUCCUAUUAUCUCUGGCUUUUGUUAUGGUUAUUUAAUAUUGGCAAACUUUGAAUUUUGACUGUGAUUUAGUUUUAAAUCCUAAUGUUUUAGGCUGCUAGCCUACCUAUGAACCUAAGUUACGUUUAUCAGGUUAAUCUUAUCAUCACGGUGCUCGGCAUCAAUCUGGUUGGUAUGCCCUAUAUUUUGUAUAACCUAUUUAUAUUGUUCAUAAGCAGUUGGUUUAUGUGA
This is a messenger RNA of Cornus florida, 870 nucleotides long. RefSeq names its product nucleoside diphosphate kinase B. Gene Ontology annotation, molecular function: nucleoside diphosphate kinase activity. The coding region runs from base 172 to 618 and encodes 148 amino acids. The transcript has 4 exons. NCBI's taxonomy places the organism in Eukaryota, Viridiplantae, Streptophyta, Magnoliopsida, Cornales, Cornaceae. Gene Ontology annotation, biological process: GTP biosynthetic process; UTP biosynthetic process; CTP biosynthetic process. The record is from RefSeq and is a predicted model, not a curated record.